ACGACGAACGUCCUUGUCCUCUUUCUCCUUCCUCUCGACGCCGCACGCGUGACGGCGUGAGCGCCGGCUCGAGCUCGCGAUCGGCCGAGGGCGAACCACCAGCCACGCGUCGCCGCCCAGAACCGUUUCCUACCUCUCCCACACUCGCGCCCGCGUCUCCGUCCUCUCCUCAUCCUGUUGGCAAGGCGGGCUGCAGCGAGACGAGCGGCGUCGGCAGCGAGGGGACCCGGCAGUGGCAAGGCGGGCGUGGGGGUGGGGCUGGCGGCGAGGCAGGCCGGGUCGUGAAGAAGCGAGGAAGAAGCAGGCCCCCAUCAAACGCCAUCCCUCCACCGCAACUGCACUUCUCUCCCCUUCCCUCGCAGGUGUCCUCGCAGCCGUCAUCCCCCUGGGCUGGUGUGGAGUGGGGAUUCAUUCGGUCUCGUCUUGAUUUCUUCUCUUUUUGAGUAAGAAGAUAGAUUAAGAAUGGCUGCACGGAGCACUUCUAUGGCCUCUGAGGAUGAUUAUGAAACUGAACAGAAGAAGCAAGCUGCUGCAGAUGUUCUUUUCCACUAUUCGCAGUUUGUUAUGGUGUGCAUUGGUGAGGGCGUUCGCCCAACUGAUCUCAGGUUGCACCUUAUGAAGGAAGUUUCAGGAAUGCCCACUUCUCUAAAGGAGCCACAACAGGCAGCUGCCUCACCGGAUUCAAGUGGUGAACCGUCCUCCUCUGGAACUAUGAAAGGGGACAAGAACGAAAUCUCAUAAGCUUCAUCGAUCAUCCUGCUCAGGUCUCCUGCCUCCUGGUGGUGUUCCUUGCGCAGUGAGAAGACAACAGCCUUCAGAUGAUGAGACAUGCUUGCUGCUAGUGCUUUCGACAACAAUUAAUUGCAUCAUAGGGAUGUAAAUUUCUUGUAUUUUUUCUUUUGCUUUUUCUCUGUGGCUUUUUUAAAAUUCAUUUUCCAAAUGACUACACACAAAAUUGUUGCUA
Messenger RNA from Phragmites australis (common reed), 964 nucleotides. RefSeq lists its product as uncharacterized. The transcript is spliced from 5 exons. NCBI's taxonomy places the organism in Eukaryota, Viridiplantae, Streptophyta, Magnoliopsida, Poales, Poaceae. The record is from RefSeq and is a predicted model, not a curated record. Bases 463 to 741 code for a protein of 92 amino acids.